GUCUCAGUGCGGAGCUAGCGGCGGCCGGAGGAACUUCGGCUGGCGGCAGGCUCGGUGGUGGCGGCGGCGGCGGCGGCGGCGGCGGCAUCGGCGGCGACGGGAGCAGCGGAGCAGGGGCCACACCCCGUCACGGACUUUUUCUCUUCUCAGUCCUCUCCCGGCCGUGCGGGACACCGUUCCGGGAGCAGAGCAGCCGCCCACGCCCCAAGCAUCCUCUUCUGACGAGCGGGAGCCGGCGGCAUGAUGCGGCUGCGAGGCUCGGCGAUGCUGCGGGAGCUGCUCUUGAGGCCGCCCGCCGCCGUCGGAGCCGUCCUGCGGCGCGCGCAGCCCUUCGGCACCCUAUGCCGGCGCCCCCGGAGCGGGAGCCGGCCGACCGCUGGCUUGGUGGCCGCUGCGCGACUCCACCCGUGGUGGGGCGGAGGCGGCCGCGCGAAGGGCCCUGGCGCGGGCGGCCUAUCCAGUUCGCCCUCGGAGAUCCUUCAGGAGCUGGGCAAGGCGGGUACGCCGCCACCGCAGCAGCAGCAACCGCAGCCAGGGGCGUCGCCACCCGCAACCCCGGGCCCCAAGGACAGCCCGGGGGAGACGGACGCGUUCGGCAACAGCGAGGGCAAGGAGGUGGUGGCCGCGGGCGACAAUAAAAUAAAACAGGGUCUGUUACCUAGCUUGGAAGAUUUGCUGUUCUAUACAAUUGCAGAAGGACAAGAAAAGAUACCUGUUCACAAGUUUAUUACAGCACUCAAAUCUACAGGAUUGCGAACAUCUGAUCCCAGGUUGAAAGAGUGUAUGGAUAUGUUAAGAUUAACUCUUCAGACAACGUCAGAUGGUGUCAUGCUAGACAAAGAUCUUUUUAAAAAGUGUGUUCAGAGCAACAUCGUUUUGUUGACACAAGCAUUUAGAAGAAAGUUUGUCAUUCCUGACUUUAUGUCUUUUACCUCACACAUCGAUGAGUUAUAUGAAAGUGCUAAAAAGCAGUCUGGAGGGAAGGUUGCUGAUUAUAUUCCUCAACUGGCCAAAUUCAGUCCUGAUUUGUGGGGUGUAUCUGUCUGUACUGUAGACGGGCAAAGGCAUUCUAUUGGAGAUACCAAAGUUCCCUUUUGUCUUCAGUCCUGUGUAAAACCCCUGAAAUAUGCAAUUGCUGUUAAUGACCUGGGAACUGAGUAUGUGCAUCGCUAUGUUGGGAAGGAGCCAAGUGGAUUAAGAUUCAACAAACUCUUUUUGAAUGAAGAUGAUAAACCACAUAAUCCUAUGGUAAAUGCUGGGGCAAUUGUUGUGACUUCACUAAUAAAGCAAGGAGUAAAUAAUGCUGAGAAAUUUGACUAUGUGAUGCAAUUUUUGAAUAAGAUGGCUGGUAAUGAAUAUGUCGGAUUCAGUAAUGCAACGUUUCAAUCUGAACGAGAAAGUGGAGAUCGAAACUUUGCAAUAGGAUAUUACUUAAAAGAAAAGAAGUGUUUCCCAGAAGGAACAGACAUGGUUGGGAUACUAGAUUUUUAUUUCCAGCUGUGCUCCAUUGAGGUGACAUGUGAAUCAGCAAGUGUGAUGGCUGCAACCUUGGCUAACGGCGGUUUCUGCCCUAUUACUGGCGAAAGAGUACUCAGUCCUGAGGCAGUUCGGAAUACACUGAGCUUGAUGCAUUCCUGCGGCAUGUAUGACUUCUCAGGGCAGUUUGCAUUCCAUGUUGGUCUUCCUGCAAAAUCUGGAGUUGCUGGGGGUAUUCUUUUAGUUGUUCCCAACGUCAUGGGCAUGAUGUGUUGGUCUCCUCCUCUUGACAAGAUGGGCAACAGUGUUAAAGGAAUUCACUUCUGUCAUGACCUUGUUUCUCUGUGUAACUUCCAUAACUAUGAUAAUUUGAGACACUUUGCAAAAAAACUUGAUCCUCGGAGAGAAGGAGGUGAUCAAAGGGUAAAGUCAGUGAUAAACCUUCUGUUUGCUGCGUACACUGGAGAUGUGUCUGCCCUCCGAAGAUUUGCUUUGUCGGCCAUGGACAUGGAGCAGCGGGAUUAUGACUCCAGAACCGCCCUCCAUGUCGCUGCUGCAGAGGGUCAUGUUGAAGUUGUCAAGUUUUUGCUGGAAGCUUGCAAAGUAAACCCUUUCCCCAAGGAUAGGUGGAAUAACACCCCCAUGGAUGAAGCACUGCACUUUGGACACCAUGACGUUUUUAAAAUCCUCCAGGAAUACCAAGUUCAGUACACACCUCAAGGGGAUUCUGAUGAUGGGAAGGAAAACCAGACUGUCCACAAGAAUCUCGAUGGGUUGUUAUAAUGGUCUGAACCCCAAGCCUUCCGUCACUUACUUACCUAGUGAUUGUGGAACAUGAUUAUGGAGAACAUGUGUAUUUCUAUCUGGUAGUAUGUGUAUUUACAACAUCUGUCGCUGCAGUGUUACCGGAGCUUCCUUCAUUGUGCGCACACGACAAAUCUGAGUUCUUUGGGAAAAAAAUAGAAAUGAAGCAGCCUCCCUUCAUAAUGUGAGCAAUAGUUACCUCGUGCGUUGUACAAUUUGGUGUAAAAGAGUAGUUCCCAAUGCUAGCUGAACUGUGUGGUCCUCAUGGUUUGUGUUUUGUAAAUUUUCCAGCCCUGGUGAUGAUAUUCUCACAUGCACUUAGGAUGGGGCUUUGUUGUACAGUCUGUCCGCAGGGCCGAUGCUGUCCGUAGACAAAAUUAGUGAGAUCCUUAAGACUUUAAACAUAGAUUUAGUUUGAGUGUGUGAGAGACCAUUGCACUUGUAUGGUUGAGUGUUUAAAGUGUCCAUCACCCUCACGUCACAGUGUGACUCUUUAAAUAUUAAAAUAGUUACUAACUGUUCAUAGAAUAUGCUGAUUCUGAUUAGAUUUUAUCAGGGAAUCUGUUAAGAUAUGUUUGGUGACCAAAACACAUGUGUGAAUAUAGUUCUAGCACUUGUAAACUUUUCCUUUCCAUACAGCUCUGGGGCCGGCCUCUCUGUGGUGUGUAGCUGUUAACCUAGCUGUCAGCCAGGGCCCUCGGCUGGGAAAGAGAGCGCUGGCUUACUAUGCAGUUUUGAGGUUUCCUAGGCAAGCCAGCAAGCCUCACCUUUCUCCCAUCAGAGAUAGAGCUUAGCCCUUUAUCUAAGGAAGAUGAGCCAAAAUUAACAACAUCUAAAUUAAUCAUAUGUCUUAAGAGUAAAGACAGUGAUACCGCACGGUUAUAAGUUCUUUUCAGCUUCUACAAGAAAGAAAAAUUCAGAAAAGCUUUCAGUUACCAAAGUUAUGAUGAUACAUAUAGAAAAAGCUACAAAUAAUAUUUACUUUUAACCCUGCUGUCAUGUCUGCAUCAAAAUAGCACUUCUUUGUGGCGGGCCCAGGUAUCUUCUCUUCCUCUUCUGCCUAACUGUUGGUGGGUUGUAUUGUUCACUAAGAAAAGACCACUUCAUUUUAAAUUUAGACCCACCAUUUCUCUGGUUUGGAAAGGUAAUUUAUGAUUAGCUUGGAUAAUAAGUAAAAGCGACCUUACAAAGAACAUUCUUGUCUAAGAGUCCCACAUACUGUGCCCUAUUAUACCUCCGAGAGAUUAAGGGUAUGUUAGUGAGGACUUUUGAAGCACACAUGUGCAUACACAUGUACACACACACACACACACACACACACACACACACACACACACGGACUUCUUGGAAACUGCUUUAUGAAAUAAACAAAAUUCUCAACCUCGCAGAUACUAGUGGUUUCCACAGUAACACAGAAUCUUCUGUGACCCUCACUGUCUGCACUGUUUGUAUCCAAGCUUUAUGCCUGGUGGCACAUUAUUCACCUGGUAACCAGCUGCUUUGAUCCUGUUUCAGUCAAAGUCAGCUUCAGACAGCCCCUCCACUCCCUGGCCAGCACCGCCCUUGGUGAAGCUAUGGCUAACGUUCCUUCACUGGGACAGGCACCACGAACGAGUUUCUAAGUUCCAGAGUCUGUUGGGAGGAUGGUGGGUGUCACUGUGCUUCUUCUUCCACACCCCUCAAGACAGGUGGAUAGGUGGCACCCAGAACAUCCUGUACAGGGACAACCUCCAAAGUUAAGGGGUGAACAUGUUUUAUUGGAAUCAACUGAGAUAAUGCUAUCCCAAUAGCAGCUGGCUUUUUGUGAUUCCGUAUGGGACUUAAAUAUUGCCAGUGACUCUGAGGGUUCCCUUCAAUAAUGGCUUUGUAUAUCAUUUGAGACAAAUGUUUUCAUCUUUUCUCAGCUCAGCGCUGUUCUGUACAGUCUUUGUGGCUUGGUUGAGUAUGCUCUUCCUCCUGUGCCAGGUCUCGAUCUGGCCACUCGCUACUGGCUGAUAAUCACAAGGACUCUGUAAGUGUGUGAACAAGCUGCUAACUGCUGCCAUCAGUAAACUCCAAAGAUCUGUUUGUUUUGGCUUUACAAUCUUAGGUAAUUUUUCUGUAUUGCAGAACCGUUACAUGAUCAUGUUGCUUUGAAGGUCUUUUUCUACCACUGUUUCUGCUGUCUUGGUUCUAACACCCCCGUCUGGUGAUAUGCGACACCCCACUGCUGCCUACACACGCUUUAGCUGAAGAGCUGGAUUUGCUGUUGAUCCAGCUGUCUGUCAGGGACUCGAUAACCUUAUGUUUGAUUUAAGUCCCUGCUGGGGAGUCCACAGCUAUGAAUGUAUUUACAUGUAUUUAUUUCCAACAUUUCCCAAAAUAAAACCUUAAAACUAUAAAGUGUUAAGUAUUCUGAAAUUGGGAAAUAUUUAUUUUAAAUGAGAUCAGGUAGUGUUGCUUUUUACAGCAUAAUAAAUAUGUGUAUUGAAAACAA
Molecule: messenger RNA, 4756 nt
Organism: Arvicanthis niloticus (Nile rat)
Lineage: Eukaryota; Metazoa; Chordata; Mammalia; Rodentia; Muridae
Gene: Gls
Product: glutaminase
Biological process (GO): L-glutamine catabolic process
Molecular function (GO): glutaminase activity; protein binding
Source: RefSeq, a predicted model, not a curated record